This is a messenger RNA of Pelodiscus sinensis (Chinese soft-shelled turtle), 870 nucleotides long. The record is from RefSeq and is a predicted model, not a curated record. NCBI's taxonomy places the organism in Eukaryota, Metazoa, Chordata, Testudines, Trionychidae.
AUGUGCGGCAAGACCUUUGCGCUGUCCUCCGGCCUGGUCCUGCACAAGCGCAUUCACACCGGCGAGCGGCCCCACACCUGUCCCCUCUGCAGCAAGAAAUUCAUCUCCUCCUCCCACCUCGCGCUGCACCUGCGCUCCCACACCGGCGAGAGGAAGUACAAGUGCAAUGUGUGCGGGAAGCUCUUUCUUCAGUCCUCACACCUUGUGAGGCACAAAGCAAUCCACACGGGGGAAAAGCCUUUCAAAUGUGAGGACUGUGGGAAGAACUUCGGGCGUGCCUCACACCUGAAGACUCACCGACGUGUCCACACAGGGGAGAGACCUUUCAAAUGCACCCAGUGUGAGAAGGCCUUCACACAGAAGGCAGGACUGAUACUGCAUGUCCGCCUUCACACUGGGGAGAGGCCCUACAAAUGUGACAAGUGUGGGAAGAACUUCCGUUCCUCUGCUCACCUUAUGUCACAUCAACUUCUUGAGUCUGGGGAGAGGAAUUUCAAAUGUACCACGUGCAGUAAGGCCUUUAAGCAGGCCUCCUCUCUGAAGCAGCACCUAAAAACACAUGAAGCCCGCGAGCCUCACCGUUGUUCUGUUUGUAGCCGAACAUUUUCUAGAUCCUCAUAUCUCCAGCUUCAUAUGAGAACACACAGUGGGGAGCGGCCAUAUCAUUGCAUGGUUUGCAACCGGACUUAUGCCAAAAUGUCUACAUUUGAGAAACAUUGUAAAAAGCACCAGCAGGAUGAAGAGAGGUGCAACAUCAGGCCCAGAGCAAUGACGACAAGGGCGAAAGCACUGGCUGAAAAGAAAAGACAAGAGCAGAAACAGCAGCAACAAGAUGACAGCCCGGAACAACAUCAGCCUGACAGAGAGUAG